Messenger RNA from Tetrahymena thermophila SB210, 1040 nucleotides. RefSeq lists its product as hypothetical. The record is from RefSeq and is a predicted model, not a curated record. Lineage: Eukaryota; Ciliophora; Oligohymenophorea; Hymenostomatida; Tetrahymenidae. The transcript has a single exon.
AUCUAUGCAUGUAUGUAUGUUCAAGUACAUAAAUAAUAAUUAAGUUAUUAAUUAAUUAAUCAUCAUUCAUCAGUAAGAGGUGGCUAAUAAAUAAAUGGGAAUAAAUCGAUUGGUAAAUCUUCAGUUUUAAUUACUUUUUUAAAUACUCUUAAUUAAUAAAUACCCAACCGAUAUAUAAAAAAUAAUUAAAAAAUUAAAUUCUAAAAAUCAAAAAACUAAAAAAAAAAAUAAUCAAUUAUGACAAUGGAAGGUUUAAAUGAAAUGCCAAUUGAUUGGGAAUUACUUUUGGAAAAAUAAUCUCCUGAAAAUGCUAUGACUAUGUUGAAAGAAGAGCUUGGCCCUAGUAUUUUAGGAAUAAUGGAAAGCAUUAUUUUUUAGCUUGAGCAAAGAAGAUUUUUAGCCUUAAGGUCUACUGUUAUUCGCCUCAUCGAUUAUUUCUCUAACUUCGAAGCAACUCCUUGUGUUAAAAGCUUGAUCCUCAUAAAAGAGGACUUAUUAUAACUUGACUGCUUCGAAGAAUGUACUUUAAAAUGCCUUAUUUCUGGUAUACAGACACUCUUUUUAAACAUGUCUUACUUACUUUACUAUUUACAAGAAGCUUUCUUGGUAUACCCUCAAGAACAAGAAGAAAAUUAUCUUAAUCAAAAAAUGAAGGAAUUUGAUUAAAAGCUACUUGUAGUUUCAAAUCAAGAAAAAAUUUAAUAAUUCUCUCCAAAAAAUUGGAAAGAGUCUUUAAUUUUUUGAAAAAAACCAAAAAAAAAGACUUUGUAACUAAAUUUCAUUAUAAAAAAUACAAAUUUUAAUAAAAGAUUCUUCUAAAAUCAAUUAAUUCUAAAUUUAAAAGCAAAAUUAACUAACCAACUAAAUAACUAACUAACUAACCAAACUCAUUUACAAAAUUAAAUUAUUCAAAUUUUCUAUGUUAUAAACCAUAAUAAAUUAUAAUCACAAAAUUCUAAAACCUUAUCUUACCCUUUUAAAGCAUUUGCAUAUUACAUAUUUUUGAUGUAUUUAUUAAUUUUAAAAUUCCUUAUAAAUUU